Molecule: messenger RNA, 3495 nt
Organism: Arachis ipaensis
Lineage: Eukaryota; Viridiplantae; Streptophyta; Magnoliopsida; Fabales; Fabaceae
Biological process (GO): protein phosphorylation
Molecular function (GO): protein binding; protein kinase activity; ATP binding
Source: RefSeq, a predicted model, not a curated record
CUUCUUUCAUCACCACAAACAUCCAUCGUCUUGCAUAUCCAUACUUGAACCAUGCCACCCAUGUCCCAACAACUUGUCUUCAUAUUCCUUUGUGUCCUUAUUGUAAAACUCUCUUGGGUUGCAAGUGAAAAGAGUGAAGCAAAUGCACUCUUAAAGUGGAAGGCUAGCCUGGAGAACCAAAGCCAAGUUCCCUUAUCAUCUUGGAAGAAUGGGACAAGCCCAUGCAGAUGGAGAGGAAUUCAAUGUGAUAGAUCCAAUUCCGUAACCGCCAUCAAUCUUGAAAAUUAUCUUCUCAAAGGUACACUCCACGCUCUAGACUUUUCCUCACUCCCCAACCUCCUCACCUUUAACAUCUACAACAACUUAUUUCAUGGAACCAUUCCCCCACAAAUCGGUAACAUGUCCAAAAUCAAUCGUUUGAACUUCUCUUUGAAUCCUUUUGAUGGUUCCAUCCCUCAAGAGAUGUGGACACUGAGAAGCAUACGCUGGCUUGAUCUUUCCUUCUGUAAUUAUCUAACAGGACCCAUCCCUUCUUCCAUUGCAAAUUUGAUAAACUUAUCAUAUCUAGAUUUAGGAGGCAACAAUCUCUCCUGCUCCAUUCCUCCUACAAUUGGCAAACUGAACAACCUUGCCUUUUUUUCUAUUGAGUCUAGUAAGAUUCGAGGUUCCAUUCCCCAUGAAAUCGGAAUGUUGUCAAAUCUAGAGUAUCUUGAUUUCAUAGGAAACGAUCUCACUGGCAAUAUCCCUUCUACAAUUGCUAAUAUGAGCAAGUUAAAUCAACUUUUACUAUCUAACAACACCCUCUCUGGCCCAAUCCCACCCUUCCUAUGGAACAUGUCUAACCUCACCUACCUGUUCCUUGAAUCCAAUAACUUUUCUGGAAACAUCCCUACCACAAUAGGAAACUUGGUCAAUUUGGAGUCCUUUAAUGUGGAGAUGAAUCAACUUUCUGGAUCCAUUCCUUCCAUAAUUGGAAACAUGACAAAUCUUGUUCAGAUUACUCUCGACUUCAACAAUUUUGAAGGACACAUUCCUGCCUCUGUUGGUAAUUUGAUCAACUUGGAAACCUUAAGUCUCCAAGGAAACCUUCUCUCAGGAACUAUUCCUGACACAAUUGGAAACUUGAAACGGCUCUCCAUGUUACAAUUGUCAUCCAACAUGCUCAGGGGCAACAUUCCGCAAGCCGUUAAUAAUCUUACCAACAUGAAUGACUUUUUUGUAGGCAAUAAUUAUCUCAUUGGCCACUUGCCGCCUCAAAUCUGCUUAGGUGGUUCACUAGCAUCCUUCAGUGCUCAAAACAACCGUUUCACUGGUCCAGUACCAAGCAGCUUGAAGAACUGCUCUAGUAUUGUCUACAUAACUUUACAGGAUAACCAUUUGGAAGGUGACAUAUCACAAGACUUUGGUGUUUAUCCAAAUUUGAAUUACAUUGAUCUAAGUAACAACAAAUUUCAUGGCCAAAUUUCAUCAAGCUGGGGCAAGUGCAAUAGUCUUCAAGUCUUGAUCAUUGCCAAAAAUAAUAUUUCCGGUGGUAUAUCGCCACAAAUUGCUGAGGCUACCAAGCUGGGCAGGCUUCAUCUUUUUUCAAACCAAUUGAGCGGAAAUAUUCCAAAAGAACUGGGGAAUAUGACAAACUUGUUUGAACUCAGGAUCGACAACAAUCAUCUUUCUGGAAAUAUUCCACCCGAAAUAGGAUUGUUGCAAGGUCUCAGUCACUUGAACCUAGCAGGAAAUGAGUUGAGUGGCAACAUACCGAGACAAGUUGUUCAGUUAUCUAACUUGUUGGAAUUGAACUUGAGCAACAACAAAUUAGAAGGAAGUAUCCCCUCUGACUUCAAGUCAUUGGAAACUCUCAAUUCUCUUGAUCUUAGUGGGAAUUUGUUGAAUGGUACAAUACCAAGAGUGCUUGGAGAAUUGAAGAACUUGCAGUGGUUGAAUCUCUCUCGCAACAAUCUUUCUGGCACAAUUCCAUCUAGUUUUAAUGGCAUGUCAAGCUUAGCUUUUGUCAACAUAUCAUACAACCAGUUAGAUGGGCCUCUUCCAAAUAACAGAGCCUUUCUUCAUGCUUCAAUUGAAUCAUUGAUAAAUAACAAAGGCUUGUGUGGUAAUGUCACUGGCUUGGUGCCAUGCCCAAGCAGUCCUAGCGGUAAAAGUCACAAGGUCAAGUUAUUGGUUCUGCUUCUUAUCUUUGGAGUAUUAGCACUAGCACUUUGUGUGAUUGGUGUUUCAGUAUAUAUUCUUUGUAGAAAAGCAAGAAAGAAAGAAGCCCCGGCCAAAGAAAUGCAACCAGAAGAACAAUUUUCCAUAUGGAGUCAUGAUGGAAAAAUGGCAUUUGAAACCAUCAUUAAAGCUACCAAUAAUUUUGAUGACAAAUAUCUCAUUGGAAUUGGAGGGCAAGGAUCCGUUUACAAGGCUGAGUUGCCUUCUAUGGUUGUUGCUGUGAAAAAACUUCACAUGGAAUCAGAUGCGGAGGAUAAGUUGAAUUGGAAGGCAUUUGAAAAUGAGAUCCAAGCAUUGACAGAAAUCAGGCACCGAAACAUCAUAAAGCUGUAUGGUUUUUGCCAGCAUUCACGAUUCUUCUUUUUGGUAUACAAGUACCUGGAGGGUGGCAGUUUGAAUCAUGUACUAGGUGAUGAAAAGCUAGCAACUGCAUUUGACUGGGAAAGGCGGGUGAAUGUGGUUAAAGGAGUUGCUAAUGCUCUGUCAUAUAUGCAUCAUGGUUGCAAUCCCCCUAUAGUUCAUCGUGACAUAUCAAGCAAGAAUAUUCUUUUGGAUUCAGACUAUGAAGCUCAUGUCUCUGAUUUUGGGACAGCUAAGUUUCUACAGCCUGGUUCAAAUUGGACAACACUUGCAGUAGUCACCUAUGGCUAUGGUGCUCCAGAGCUUGUUCAAACUAUGGAAGUGACCGAAAAAUGUGAUGUAUAUAGCUUUGGAGUGCUUUGUUUCGAAAUCUUUAUGGGAAAGCAUCCGGCAGAUAUGAUCAAUUCACUGUUGUCGCCAUCAACAGCAUCAAUAACAUACAAUUUGCUAUUGGUUGAUGUAAUUGAUCAAAGGCCUCCUCAUCCUGAGAAGUCAGUUGUUGGGGAAAUCAUGCUGAUCACAAAGUGGGCGCUUGAGUGUUUGAGCCAAAGUCCACAAUUUCGGCCAACCAUGCAUCAAGUGUCUAAAGAACUCAUGAUGGGAAAAUCACCUUUCUCUGGUGACCACUUUCCCAUGAUCAGACUUGGACAACUCAACGAAGAAUUAUUGGAAACCCCACUUUUGUGAUUAAUGAUUAAUCGCAUCCCCUUUCUUAUGAAUAGUGUGUCAUAGGCUUGUUUAAUUUGUAACACGUAUGUAUGAGUUAGUUUAAUUUGUAGCAAAAGGAGCGGUGUUUGAUCUGGGCAGCAUCUACCUCAACUUGUAGGUGACUCGUAGAUCAGUGUGUUUUGUUAUAGAUAAGUUUGUGGUACUUGAAUCGAUGAAUAAAAGUAGUGAUUGUUAUGCUGUCUGAAA